This is a messenger RNA of Tachyglossus aculeatus (Australian echidna), 2130 nucleotides long. It is a transcript of the gene SGCA, whose product is annotated as sarcoglycan alpha. Gene Ontology annotation, cellular component: sarcoglycan complex; membrane. The transcript has 16 exons. The coding region runs from base 1 to 1857 and encodes 618 amino acids. The record is from RefSeq and is a predicted model, not a curated record. Gene Ontology annotation, molecular function: calcium ion binding. NCBI's taxonomy places the organism in Eukaryota, Metazoa, Chordata, Mammalia, Monotremata, Tachyglossidae.
AUGGCUGCUGCCGCCGCCGCCGCCGCCGCCCUGGCCCUGCCCGCCCCAGAAGGGGACUAUCGGGGAGCUCAGCCCCCCACCCACUUUUUCUUUCACAUGUCGAAGGAUGGAACAGGUAAAGGAACUCGAGCCCUCGCCCCGCCCCCGGGUUUGGAAGCGACCUGGAUUCGGGUCCUGGGAGCCGCCCCCAGUUUUGGAAACGACCUGGAUUCAGCCUUGCAAUCCCUCGAGGGCAGGGACUCUCCUUCCAGCAUGUGGUACACGGCCCUGCCUGGAACCAGGGCUCAGCAAAUCCGGGUCAAAUUCAACUGGCAGAACCAUCAGAACCAUAUUUCCCUGCUCGGCAAUCCUCAGACCCAAAGAAACUGCCCGAACGAACCUUCUACCCUACAAGGGCCUGCAAUUUCUUGGCCCCUAGCAGUGGGUGAAUUCCAGCAGUUUUCCAUGGGGUUCCGCCCCCAGCCCAGCCCCCCAAAGAUCAGCUCCGAGGCCUGGGAAACAACCACUGCGCAGGCGCAUGACCAGACCAUCCCGGGAACCGACUCCCCCUGGUGGUCUUCAGGGUGCAUUGCGCUCUCCGCCGGCUGGCUCAGCCUCAAGGAGUCCUUCCUGCUGUCUAACCACAAUCCCUCCUGCUGCAUUCCCUGUUCCUCACCUCUCCAGGUGGGGAAACUGAGGCCCAUGGUUGGGAAUGGGGAGGAGGUAGCUGAACCUGGUAUCCAUCUCCCUGCAGGACUCCUAGGGGGUCUCCCAGAGGCAGCGGGUCAGCAGAUCCUGUCCCUACUGGUUGGCCGGCUCUUUGUCCACUCCCUGGAACCGGCGGCAUUCCUUGGAGUCGGGGACCAUGCAGGACCGGUGCCCCACGAGCCCAUGACCUUCCACCCCCACCUGCUGGACCACCCAGACUUGCCCAAGUGGCUGCGCUACACCCAGCGCACCCCCGACCAGCCAGGCUUCCUCUACGGCUCUCCCACCCAGAUUGACCGCGGCCGCCUGGUGAUUGAGAUCACAGCCUAUAACAGACGCAGCUAUGAGACGGCCCGGCAGAGAAUGGUCCUGGACAUCGGAGACCCCACAGGUCCCCGGCUCCCCUUGGAGGCUGAGUUCCUUCUUUGCAGCCAUGAUGUGGAGGAGGCUCUAGCACUGCCCACGACCCAACGCUUCCUCGAGGCCUUGCAGGGUCUCUGGGCCCCCGGAGAUCUGCAGCUCCUCAAUGUCACCUCCGCCUUGGACCGUGGCGGCCGCGUGCCCUUGCCCAUCGAGGGCAGGAAGGAGGGGGUCUACAUCAAGGUGGGCUCCGCGAGCCCUUUCUCCGACUGCCUGAAGGAGGCCAGGACCCCCAGCAACCUGCAACGCUGUCAGCAGGGUCAGCAACCCGUCCUGUCGUGCUACGACAGCUUCGGGCCUCAGUUUCGGAUCGACUGGUGCAACAUCUCCCUGGUGGAUAAAUCCGUGCUCCCGCCACCGACUGCAGGACCCACGUGGGGUGACGGGAUCCUGGAACAAGACCCCGAUUUCAACCCUCCCACCGAAGCCCCCAGCCGCUCCUUUCUGGCCGAGGCCCUGCUCACUCUCCUGCUUCCCCUGCUGCUCGCCCUGCUGCUCACAUUGCUCCUAGCCUACAUCAUGUGCUGCCGACGAGAGGGCGUGAUCAAGAGAGACCUGGCCACCUCGGACAUCCAGAUGGUCCAUCACAGCUCCAUCCUUGGCAACACAGAGGAGCUACGGCAGAUGGCGGCCAGUCGUGCAGUGCCUCGUCCCCUGUCCACACUGCCCAUGUUCAACGUGCGGACGGGAGAGAGGAUGCCCCCUCUGUAUGACAGUGCCCGGGUGCCCCUCAUCCAGGCACAGCAUUGACGUGGAAAGAGGCAGGGAUGAUGAGGGGCAGGGGGCUCUAGCUGUGGGCAUCAUGCCCAUGGCAGGCACCCUCUGGGUAGUCCCUCUUCUUGUCCCUGGGCUCAGGGCAGCCUUCACCUCUGGAUAUAGCCCUCCCCAACCCCCGGCCAGCAGUACCCUCCUAUCUCCCACCCCAAGAACUUCUGCUUACCCACACAGGCCCCUGCCACUGACCAGCUAGGGCCCCAGGGUCUGGAGACAGAGGGGAGGGUGAGGAGAGAUGAUCUGAACAUG